GGGGAAUGGAGGACCCGGGCAAUGGGGGUCCCCUGCCGCCGCACCAUGACGAGGAUACCCCGCCGGGGUCCCGGGACAGGCUGGCGGGGUUACCGAAGGGCGGCGGGGUGUGCUCUCGCUCGUACUUCGUGGUGGUGAUGGUGUUCGUGCAUGUCUACAUCAUCAAUGUCAUCGCCCUGCUGUUCUACGUCUACUACACGAACGGCUCCCAGCAAGGGGACCCGGGGGCCAACGGAGUCAGCACAUCGCCCGAGCCGCCGGUCCCUGAGCCCAGGGCUAGGAUCCAGCGAGAGCAAGAGGGGCCUCACAGCUACCUGCCCCGUCUGGAGGGCAUCAGGGUGGGUCACAGGCAGAAGCUUGAAUUGGUCCAAAAUAAAAUCCAUGAAAUAAAAACCCUGAGUCUGAAACCACUGCUUUUUGAAAUCCCAAAUUUUCUGACAGUAGAGGAGUGUAAGCUACUUAUUCACCUCGCCCAGCUGAAAGGACUGCAGGCAAGUCAAAUUUUGCCUGUGGAUGGCUAUAAGGAGGCCAUGGAUAACCUCGAGAUAAGCAAGGCGGACAUAUUUAAUCUUCUGGACCACAAUCAGGAUGGGCAGCUACAGAUAAAAGAGGUGUUAACCCACUCCCGCCUGGGAAAUGGCAGAUGGAUGACACCUGAGAAUAUCCGGGAGAUGUACAGUGCAGUUAAAGCUGAUCCAGAUGGAAAUGGUGUCCUGAGUUUGGAAGAAUUCAAGAAAUUAAAUCUCAGAGACUUUCAUAAAUACUUGGGAAACCAGGAGAUCACAAUGAGUGAUUUGGUCCGGAAUAGCCAGCACACUUGGCUCUAUCAGGGUGAAGGUGCUCACCAUGUGCUAAGGUCCAUACGACAAAGAGUUAUGAAAUUAACACGUCUGCCUGUGGAUGUAGUGGAGAACAGCGAGCCUUUGCAAGUGGUGAGGUAUGACGCAGGUGGCCAUUACCAUGCUCACAUGGAUAGUGGGCCAGUGUUCCCUGAGACAGCAUGUGCACACACCAAGCUUACAACCAAUGAAACUGCACCCUUUGAAACGUCUUGUCGGUAUGUAACAGUCCUGUUUUACCUGAAUAAUGUCACUGGGGGAGGAGAAACCACUUUCCCGAUAGCGGAUAACAGGACAUAUGAGGAACUGGCCUUAAUACAAAAUGAUGUUGAUUUGAGAGACACGAGGAAGCAUUGCGACAAGGGAAACCUGAGAAUAAAGCCACGGCAGGGCACGGCAGUCUUCUGGUACAAUUACCUGUCCAAUGGCCAAGGCUGGGUGGGAGACGUUGACGAGUUUGCCCUCCAUGGAGGCUGCCUGGUGACAGAAGGGACCAAAUGGAUAGCAAACAAUUGGAUUAACGUGGAUCCCAACAAGCAGCGUCAGCUGUGGUUCCAGCAGGAGAUGGCACGAUACGCCAGAGAUGAAAACGAAACUCAGAAAGACUGGACAGUAGAUAAAUCGUACAAGGACCUCCACAUAGAUUUAUAAUAUGAAGACAAAGCCGGUACAGGGAGUACAUACUUGGGUUCCAAGUACAAUGAUGUCUUAGUCAUCCUAAUGCACUCUUUCCUCAUUUCUCUUGCAACUCUGCUCAUUUGGAAGAUUAUUUAGUCCAGCAAUUGUAUCUUCCAGAAGCCUGAAUUUCAUAAGACGGGGGCAUGAGGUGUUAUGCAUUUCUGGUAUCGAGCAGGAGUAAACUUGAAAGGGAGAGCUUGUUUUCUUAGCCUAGUUUAAAGUAGGUUUGGCAAACACGAGGAGACAGACAAACUGAGAUGAAACAAGUGAGAUUUUCUUCACACAGGCAGGAAACAUUUUAAAGAACAUGGAUGACCAUUAAAAGCCACACAAAACUGUUCUUUAAAGCAAUGAGAGGCAGCCCUCUUUCUAUUUAUCUAUGUAUUUAAUUAUUCAGGGUACAGGGGAUAUGCCAGCUGUUUAAUUGGCAGUUUCAGCAGGGUAUUUGGUGGAAAUUAAAUUAAAAAAAAGAGGUAACUAAAGUAAAAAAAACACCAGGUUCAUUACAGACUCUCAAGAAUCUGAAAUGUCGAGUCUUUCAUACUAUUUUUUAUAUUAUUUUAAUUAUGGCUGACUGAAUAGUAGGAAUUACUGCCACUCUAAUCUUUUAGAGCAUCGUAUGUGCAUGUAAUUAUCUUAAGAGUAAUCAGUAUAGAUGCACAAUAUAUACAUAUCAUGAGGCUGAUGAAAAAACUGCCGUAUACACAGCACCUCAGAUGAAUGUUGCUACAAUACUCCUAGAAUGCCUAACGUAUUAGGUCCCCCUACCUCCGGUUAUAAAAUGGUUUUAAAACCCUCAGCGCUGGCUAGGUCUCCUCCUCCCACGACAUUACGCCGAUGGGGUAAGUAAAUGCAUGUGCGCAGCUAAUGCCGCGCAUGCACUAGAGCUUUCCCAUAGAAAAGCAUUGAAUUCAUUCUCUCAUUUGGGAAAUUUUAAGACAUUCAAUGUCCUCAUUUUAAACUUGAGGUCGUCCAACGUUAUUUCACGGAGUAAAAUUCUGUUUGAGGCCCGGAAGCACUUCUAAAAGACAGCCACUAGAGGUUCUCUGAAACUGCAAUGUUUUACAUUGCAGGGUUAAAGGGACAGGGGGACAGCACGAAGACCACUUCAAAGAGAUUAAGUGGCUUGGGUGCCUGUAGUGUCCCUUUAAAUUAGAUUAGGAACACUUCUGUCAAUUAGAGUUUGAAGGAGAGUAGAUUAGGUACAGACCUCCACUGUUCAUAAAGAUAGAAAAAUCGUUUAACAAUAUAUCUUUUUCCAUAGGUCUUCAUUAUUCCCUACGCUAGGUACUCUGUCAAGGAAAAAGCUAAUUUUAAACCAGUGUUCCCAGCUGAAA
Pelobates fuscus (common spadefoot toad) is the source of this 2854-nucleotide messenger RNA. RefSeq names its product prolyl 4-hydroxylase, transmembrane (gene P4HTM). Bases 6 to 1490 code for a protein of 494 amino acids. Gene Ontology annotation, molecular function: calcium ion binding; L-ascorbic acid binding; procollagen-proline 4-dioxygenase activity. Gene Ontology annotation, biological process: peptidyl-proline hydroxylation to 4-hydroxy-L-proline. The record is from RefSeq and is a predicted model, not a curated record. Gene Ontology annotation, cellular component: endoplasmic reticulum. NCBI's taxonomy places the organism in Eukaryota, Metazoa, Chordata, Amphibia, Anura, Pelobatidae. The transcript is spliced from 9 exons.